GUGAUACUCUGAUCGUUGAAGAGGAUACGUCCAAACCCAAGACCGACUCGCCUGUAGUUGCCAAAAGAACAAUGUCUAACUCGGUUAGGGAAGCCGUGCCUGUGCUUGCGAGGAGGGUUGUUCCGGCAGAUAACUCCUGUCUCUUCACCAGUGUGUACUAUGUGGUGGAGGGAGGCGUUUAUGACCCGGGUUGUGCUCCGGAGAUGCGCAGCCUUAUAGCUCAGAUAGUAGCGAGCGAUCCUGAGUCUUAUUGUGAGGCAGUUCUAGGGAAAAUGAACAGGGAGUAUUGUGACUGGAUCAGAAAAGAAGAGACUUGGGGAGGAGCCAUCGAAGUGUCUAUUUUAUCCAAAUUUUACCAGUGCGAAAUCUGUGUGGUGGACACACAGACCGUCAGAAUCGACCGUUUUGGGGAAGAUGCCGGUUACACUAAGCGGGUCCUUUUAAUUUAUGAUGGGAUUCAUUACGAUCCACUUGAACGUAAAAUCCCCGACUCGGACAUUCCUCCCCAGACCAUUUUCUCCACAACUGAUGAUAUUGUUCUUGCGCAAGCAUUGGAGUUGGCAGAUGAAGCCAGACGGAAGAGGCAGUUUACCGAUGUGAAUCGCUUUACGCUGAGGUGCAUGGUGUGCCAGAAGGGACUAACUGGACAAGUGGAAGCCAGAGAACACGCCAAGGAGACGGGACACACCAACUUCGGAGAAGUGUGACACCUACAUGAGGAUGGUUACAUCGACUACCUCACCGAUCCAGAAUAAAAUUCUGGAUUUCCAGAUAAGCUGUAUGUAAUCAUAAAAUUCCGUUCACAAAGCUUGAAAAGCAUAUUAACUUAAUGAUGGCCAAGACGCACAGGUUUGUUAUGGUUAGUGACUUUUCCAAUGGAUUUGAAAUAGGUAUCUUCUCGCAUGCUGAUUUAUAGUACUUUGGCAGGUGGUAUACACAGGCAGCUAAAACCUGAUUUCUGAAAUAAUCUUCUCU
Messenger RNA from Fulmarus glacialis (Northern fulmar), 975 nucleotides. It is a transcript of the gene YOD1, whose product is annotated as YOD1 deubiquitinase. The transcript has a single exon. Gene Ontology annotation, molecular function: cysteine-type deubiquitinase activity. The annotation marks the transcript as partial. Gene Ontology annotation, biological process: protein deubiquitination; endoplasmic reticulum unfolded protein response. The record is from RefSeq and is a predicted model, not a curated record. NCBI's taxonomy places the organism in Eukaryota, Metazoa, Chordata, Aves, Procellariiformes, Procellariidae. Gene Ontology annotation, cellular component: nucleus; cytosol.